GUAUGUGUCUCGUAAAUAGUCUCCCUGUGUCGGCGUAGGGAUCUCGUGAUAUAUAAAAGAGCCGGGCCGAGGGCAACAUCUUCUCUCGGGUUCUUCUUUCCAAGAUGACCAAGAAAAGAAGGAAUAAUGGUCGUGCCAAAAAGGGCCGCGGCCACGUGCAGCCUAUUCGCUGCACCAACUGCGCCCGUUGCGUGCCCAAGGACAAGGCCAUUAAGAAGUUCGUUAUCCGGAACAUAGUAGAGGCCGCCGCGGUCAGGGACAUUUCCGAAGCGAGUGUCUUCGACGCCUAUGUGCUUCCCAAGCUGUAUGUGAAACUACAUUACUGUGUGAGUUGCGCUAUUCACAGCAAAGUAGUCAGGAAUCGCUCUCGUGAAGCACGGAAGGACCGAACACCGCCACCCCGAUUUAGACCUGCUGGUGCUGCUCCACGACCUCCACCAAAACCCAUGUAAAGAUAAGGCUUGAAGAAAAACUUCUCUGAAAAAGAUAAAAUAAAAGAGGUUAUACUUUAAAAAGCA
Molecule: messenger RNA, 518 nt
Organism: Suricata suricatta (meerkat)
Lineage: Eukaryota; Metazoa; Chordata; Mammalia; Carnivora; Herpestidae
Gene: RPS26
Product: ribosomal protein S26
Exons: 4
Coding region: 105-452 (115 amino acids)
Biological process (GO): translation
Cellular component (GO): cytosolic small ribosomal subunit; ribosome
Molecular function (GO): structural constituent of ribosome; mRNA binding
Source: RefSeq, a predicted model, not a curated record